Scatophagus argus is the source of this 2916-nucleotide messenger RNA. It is a transcript of the gene pde9ac, whose product is annotated as phosphodiesterase 9ac. The transcript has 20 exons. The record is from RefSeq and is a predicted model, not a curated record. Gene Ontology annotation, molecular function: 3',5'-cyclic-GMP phosphodiesterase activity. Lineage: Eukaryota; Metazoa; Chordata; Actinopteri; Scatophagidae. Bases 279 to 1838 code for a protein of 519 amino acids. Gene Ontology annotation, biological process: cGMP catabolic process.
UCACCUUCUCCAUCAUUCACAUCCUUUCUCUCCUCCCCUGUCGCUCCCCCCUUUGCGUAUGUGCGUUUGAGUCUGAGCGUGUCUGCAUGUGAGUCAGCUGCAUCCUCAACACCUGGGACAUUACCUUCAGUCUCCACAGGGGAAGCUGCACUGCUGACACUCGGCUCCUUGUGAAAAGACCCUGAGGGUCGGACCCUGGUUGUCAUCUCUUCAGGUUUGUCGGUCAGGGCUGUAAGCCAGAAUCUCAGUAGGUGUGUGAGAGAGGGAGGGAGGUCAACAUGGGCUCCAGCUCCUCCUCCUAUGCCCCCAAAACAAUUUACCUGGAUGUGGAUGGGAAAGUGCAAAAGGUGGUGUUCAGUCGACACUGCAGCCCAUGUGACAUCAAGGAGCUUCUGUGUUCCUCAUCUAACAUUCCCAGGAACACUGCCAUCAUGAUGGUGGACCCAGAGGGUGCCUUAGUCUCCAUAGAUCCCACCAUGCCCACCAACUCUCCAAACUCUUUGUACAAAGUUGUCCCUCUGUCUACUGGUCAGCUUGGAGAGAAGGAGGACAUGUUUCAGAACGUGUUGUCCCAAGUGGCCGAGCAGUUCAGCAGAGCUUUUCGCAUCAAUGAGUUGAAGACUGAGGUCACCAACAGGCUAGCGAUGCUGGAGAAGAGAGUGGAACUGGAAGGCUUGAAGGUGGUGGAGAUUGAGAAGUGUAAAAAUGACCUGAAGAAGCUACGAGAUGAGAUGACUUCAAGAGGCGGUGGCAGAGUAAACUGUCCAUGCAAAUACAACUUCUCAGACGAUGGGAAGAAGGUCACUCCCAGACGAGAUGUCCCCAAUUACCCAAAGUACACAUUGUCUCAGGAGACUGUUGAGGCACUCAAGAAGCCAACAUUUGAUGUCUGGCACUGGGAACAUAAUGAGAUGCUAAGUUGUUUGGAGUAUAUGUACCAUGACCUGGGACUAGUGAAGGAAUUCAACAUGAACCCCAUCACACUCAAACGCUGGCUGUUGGCAAUUCAGGAGAACUAUCGUAACAACCCUUUCCACAACUUUCGCCACUGUUUUUGCGUUAGCCAGAUGAUGUAUGGCAUGAUUCACCUUUGCAACCUACAGGAGAAGCUGACUCUCACAGAUAUGGGAAUUCUAAUGACAGCUGCAGUGUGUCAUGACCUGGACCACCCUGGCUACAACAACACGUACCAAAUCAAUGCCCGCACAGAGCUGGCAGUGCGUUACAAUGACAUAUCUCCGCUGGAGAACCAUCACUGUGCUGUGGCCUUCCAGAUCCUUUCUCUUCCUGAGUGCAAUAUCUUUGCAAACGUGGAUCCUGAGGCAUUCAAACAGAUUCGACAGGCAAUUAUCACCCUCAUUCUCGCAACUGACAUGGCCAGACACGGGGAGAUACUAGACUCCUUUAAGCAAAAAGUGGACAACUUUGACUUCACCAAUGAAGAACAUGUGACAUGUCUGAAGAUGGUUUUGAUCAAGUGCUGUGACAUUUCCAACGAAGUGAGGCCAACUGAGGUAGCUGAGCCCUGGGUGGACUGCCUGCUGGAGGAAUACUUCAUGCAGAGUGACAGGGAGAAGUCGGAGGGUCUCCCUGUGGCUCCCUUCAUGGACCGAGAUAAAGUCACCAAACCCACUGCUCAGAUUGGAUUCAUCAAGUUUGUCCUCAUUCCGAUGUUUGAGACUGUCAUGAAGCUUUUCCCUCAGAUUGAAGAGAUCAUGGUUCAACCUUUGAGAGACUCUCGUGACCACUACGAAGAGCUGAAACAGAUUGAUGAUGCCAUGACAGAGGCACAGAAGAAAAAAACUGAAAAUAUGUCAUUAGGCGGGAAGAAGAAGUAAGCUGUGCAGUGAGUGAGUGCAGUGGUAUCUGUGAGUCUUUGUUUGUGAUCAAGUCAAGGAAAGACUUUGAAAAACACGACUGAAACCUCAUUGAAGAUGUUCUGUGCUGCAUUCUGAAGAUGACAGACGGGUCAGGAGAAGAGAGAAAAGAGACUGCACGGCUACAUACUGAACUAAACUUAGGCAUCAUGGUGGCAUAUCUUGAACUUUGACUUAGACUUUUGCACUGGAUGUAACAGAGAGGGACCUGGUGACCUCUCUGUAUAUUUGUGGUGUUUAUGUUGUUCUCCCUUCUUUUUUUAUUUCAUAGUGCCUCGAGAGUUUGAAGGACCAGUUUCUCACACUUAAACACACUUAAAUGAUUACCAUGCAUUUUGAAAAUAUACAAAAGCUGCAGAAUAGACCUCAUGGACUACACAAUCAGGAAAACAUUUUCCGCCAACAGUAAAUGAUUUGUUCUUAAUUUUUCCAGUAGAAAAAUUAAAUGUACCAAAUUUGACUGUUUCACCUCACUGUAGCAGUAUGUUUUUGAUUGAUAUGGACCACUGGCUGUUUUCCAAAGAUUAAUGCAGCUUUGCACCUUUAUUAUUUAUUUUCUUCACACAUAAGGAGCAUUUCAUUAAACCAUCAUCACUUUAUGUGCAUUCUCUUCCCGUCCAUAUUUUUUAAUAAAAGCAAUUCACAUAGGGUCAUGUAUUGUAAGUGUUAUACAGUCUGUCCUGUAAAGAAGUUUUAAUAUCUCACAAUACAUGUAAAACUGUGAUUUGUAUGUUUUUCUGUCACGCUCUGUGAGUCUUUAAAUAUAAAGGUUACACCACACCUAGCAGAGUGUCUUCUGUCUUAACAGGACAACAGCUUUUCCACAGUUAAUUCAAAUCCAGUCCCUUUAAAAACAAAAAUUUAAAAACAAAAUGCUGAUGUCUUCAAUAACCAAAGAGUGGAAAAAAAUCUCUUUAAAUUAGAAUAUAAUUAAGUUAACCUCCAACUGGUCAAAUUGCCAAUGAAGACCAAUGUGACAUAAAGACAUUGAAAUGAAUUGAAACUGUCAUUUCACUUUAAUGCGCAGAGACCAUAACAC